AUGAUGAGGGAGCAAGAUAGAUCCCUUUUUAAAGUUCACUAUACUGACCACAAGGAAUCCCCUUUGCAAAAUUCUGUGUUUACUAAGGCCUGUUCCACGCGUCCUAACGCGUCGGUUUCUGAGGGCUUGGAACAACGCGGAUUAACUUGUCCUCCCCGAAGCCCCUCAGCUCAAGUCAGCUCCAUAUUGUACUGGCGUAAAUGCAAUUUGAAGGCAGUCUGGCGCGUUAACCAGGGCUGCGAUGCGUUCGAUCGGGAUAAGCAGAGAGCCUUUGCCGAAGUCUGGACGACAGCCUUUCGAACGCCCGCAAGGCCUCCGAGCUCUGUCUGGUUCCAAGUCCGUAGAGGUGCAUCAAUUGACACAGGUUCGAGAAGGUUUGCGACGAAACGAUGGCCGUUCCAACCCAUUCAAGGAACGACGGCCGUUCCUUGUUCAACGCCGACAGCAGGAGGUACACGGCCGCGGCGGAAAAUAGAGCUGGGCAUGUCAACACUGGUCCCCCCGAUGGAUGCUGAGGUCGAACAGCUGUUGAUUCAAAUCAAUAAUCUGUCGGUACGGGUUGAACAAGCUGAAAAUGAGCUCAUCUCAAUCAAACGGACCAAAGCAUCAAACAUUGUUGGUGCCCAAAUGCAGGAUGUGGUAAAUACGGGAUCACCAGCUGUGCUGGCGACUGCGCGCAAAAGGGCACCAAGGAACAAAGGCGCGUCUGACAUCGAUCAUGGGAUUGAGCUUUGGGACCAAGCUAGUGUCAAGCAAGACUGCCAGCUGGUUGAUAGCGCACUAAUUGGGGUUGGUCGCAUGCUGCUUAAACUAGAAAUGGCGCAUGGCCAAAUAGUGAACUCAAAAGAGGAACACGAAACGCAGUCAGCGAUCAUGACUGAAGCCAUCGCACGUGGCUUUCUUUGCCGCGCACGGCGUGUGCGAUGCGCGGCGGCUCUUUGGAAGACGCGGAAUCAUCUGUUUAGUUUUGUACUUCACACAACGCGCUUUGAGAUACUGCGACAGCGGAAAAUGGACAAUAUCGUGCGUGCAAGCAGCACUGAACGCGAGGUCAGGCGCACACAGCGCUGCUUUGGAGCAUGGUAUAUGGAGGCGCUAGCGCAACGGGGACAUGUAGAGUACAUCCGCACGGCGAGCCGCACGGCUGCGGCUAAACGUGAUAGGACUAUGCUGCGCAAAGUUCUGCGAGCCUGGCGCAGGGAUUGCGUAGGGCCUCAGUCAGUGCGGAGUUGCCGACAACGACGCGCCGAGGCACUUCAUGCUGCUCGCAGUCGCGUCCAGGAGGUCGAGGGUCUAAUCUGCGCCAGAAAGAAAGCUGCUGGUGAGCCUGCAGAGCGACUCAUAAUCACUAAUGACAUGGUCUACCGUGAAAUGAGUCGGACAAUCUAUCACGCGGCCUUGAAGAAGCAAGUUUGGUGGUGCAUGCGACACCAUUUUGUCGCGCUACGGCGGGCAGUCACAAUGCAGAUUGCAGCGUCAGAAAUGGCCAUAAAGCAUUAUAGGACUACUGUAUACGGGUUUGUUUUCUACCCUUGGACGGAAUAUCUCUACACCUCACCGAACGCCACGCUGAAUCGAAAGCUGUGGCCGCGACCUCGAUGCUAUGUGCCACGCUACUCGCAGCGGCUGGUUGAUCGAUUCGUCCGCAAGCGUGUUCGCAGGCACCUUAUUCAACCCUACUGGGCGCAUUGGCGACAGCGGUAUGACGCAUGGGCGGCAGGGCGGAAACUUCGAACCUGUCUUGAUGCAAGAACCCGUCUGGCUCACUGGGGUUGUUGGCGCAAAGCCGUCACGCGGCGCCACGAGCUGAGGUCGAAGGCCGUAAAAGCUUGGCACGAGACAGGUCGUCAGCUUCUUGGCAGACCUCUACGAGCUUGGUACCUCUUUACCAGGACACGUCGCAUACGGCGAAUGGACCAGAGGCGACUUGUAGCAACACACGCGCGUGCGCGUGAGCGCCGCCUGAGACAGAAGCUAAUGCGAGCCUGGCACCACCAGGCUAUCUAUGGGCGUGUCGAGGGGCUUUACACACGCGCGGAGCUCGUUAGGUCUCUGGCUGAGCUCCAGGCACACGGCAGAAGGCUCGAGGCGCGUGCGGAGGCCCAUGCAGCCGCAUGCGAGGACGCAACGAGGCGCCUUGAGGACGAACGUGGCCGCGCGACGCGCGCUGGUGCUCGCCUAAAGGAUCGAGAUGAUCACGCGACGCGCAUGCAUUUGGCAAUCCACCAUGCUGAGGCUGAGAUUGAUCGCAUUUGCUCUGCUAUUGAGUGUGUUGCAAAGCUUCAUCCCAAUGCUGCCCGCACAGCGCUCAUCCGAUCCUUGAGUGAACAUAACACACACAGCGGUAUCCGCGAAGUUGACAAAACUGACCAGUCACGGAAGCUUCCAUUUAAACCUGAAUCUUUUCUGCAUGAAUUGGUUCGUGUAGAUGAUGAUGUCGCAGAAGCCUCCACCACUCCGCAAAAGAGCAAAGAUGCGCAGGGCCAUGACAACCCCCCUUAUGAGGACGUGGAUGGUAAGCUCCUUGAUGAAGGUGUCGAUGUUGACCGCGAGGUCCUGAUGCUCCGAGUAAGAUUCGUUCUCGACCAGGCUUCAUCCGACUUCCGCACAUUCUCUCAUUUUGGAGGCAAAAUGCUUUACAGCGUCGAGCGACAGGAUGAUGAUCUCGACGCUGAUUCACCCCUAGUCGAGGUUUCUACCCAAAAAGAGGUCUGGAGGUCCGUUUCACGGGAUGAUUCCGUAGAUAAGGUGCUUAAGAUGGUUAGAGAUCUCAAGGAAGGCUGGCAGAUGUGGGAUUUCCUAGUAAAGGGUGAUGUCUCCGUUCUAAACGAAAAGCAUGCAAUUGCAUGGAAAGACAUGGAAGGUGUCGCCAUUGAUGUUGACGCCAAAUGGUCUUCCCUUAAAGCAAGCACGCUGUCAGGUGCGCAGCGUCUUGCUACAUGGGGCGAGUUCCUGCGCGCCCUCAAGCACCCUGGGCAACAAGCCCUGUAACAGUCGUAGCGACUUGACAGGGGACGACCGCUCUGGGAUAGAAAGGCGAGCCUUCUGCUUGCCUUUUGGCUACCUGGUGGUCCUCUUAUAGGUAUCCCUCUGUCUCCCCUCCAAGCAGCAAGCUCAGCGCCCUGAGUUGGCCAAUUCCGCCUUAACUCCCCCAGUUAUCAGGCUACUCCCCCGGUGGCGAUGCGCGACAAGUACGCCCGCUGAUGUCGUUCCGGCCCCUCAUGUCGCUCGGCGGGCUUGAUUAGAGGCUAGCCCACCGAGGCCGUUUCGCGGUGCCCUAAACGUUUUUAAUGGGG
Messenger RNA from Aureococcus anophagefferens, 3296 nucleotides. RefSeq lists its product as hypothetical. The record is from RefSeq and is a predicted model, not a curated record. Lineage: Eukaryota; Pelagophyceae; Pelagomonadales; Pelagomonadaceae. Bases 1 to 2991 code for a protein of 996 amino acids. The transcript has 5 exons.